UCCCAUUCCCAUGGAAUUCCAUGCAUGAGUUCCACCAUUAUCCCAUUCCAGUGGUCCCUGACGUCCAUGUGUCCAGAAAAGAGGAACAUGGGACACUGAUUCUAUCCUGCCACGUGUACGGAUUCUAUCCCAACACCACUGCGGUCAGCUGGAUGAAGGGAAGUGAAAUCCGGGAUCAGAAGAUGGAGUGGGGUGGGAUCGUUCCCAACAGCGACGGCACCUUCCAUACCUGGGCCAGGAUCGAGGCACUGCCGGAGGAGUGGGAGCAGUACCGGUGCCAGGUGGAGCAUCCCGGAAUGCUGGAACCUGGGAUCUUCACUUGGGAGCCGACAUAUGGUGGGAAUCUCGACAUGGUGAUCACUGUGUCCGUCAUCGCUGCCGUCCUCGUCCUUGUCCUCAUUGGAUUCGGUGUCUGGAGGCUCCAAUCUGGGAGGAGGGACAGGAAUGGAUACAACCUGCCAGCUGGUGAGUUCCAGUGGUGGAUCCAGCUCUGAAUCCCCUCUUUGUACAUCCCAUGGGUGGGUU
This is a messenger RNA of Cyanistes caeruleus (blue tit), 525 nucleotides long. NCBI's taxonomy places the organism in Eukaryota, Metazoa, Chordata, Aves, Passeriformes, Paridae. The record is from RefSeq and is a predicted model, not a curated record.